GCUGCUGUCUUGUGAUUGUAACAGCUUAGUUACAUGAGACUGACACGCAUUCCUAUUGUGUGUUAAUGAGUAUUAGUCAGUGAUAAAGCUCUAGCUAAUAGCUACUGGCAUAUAUUGGUAUAUUCUAUGAUAGAAUGAGUAAUGGGACUGUGAUAUACUCGUUGGUAAAAAAUAGUUCAAACAUAAUGCAUCUUUAAUCUUUAUAAAAGCACUUAAUUUGAUCCUAUGUUGAAGAAAUGGACUGAAUGGUAUGAAAUUUACUUCUGUAUUAAAGCAAAGCUGCGUCCGUGCAUGUGUGACUUGCCAGUCAGGUGUCUGCUGAGCGAAUGGCUGUGCUGUACUAACAGGUGUAGCAAGAUGGCAGAGGGAACUUCCGCUCCUUUUUCGUGAUGCAAAAUUUUGCGGUUAACGCAGCUAAACUUAUUCUUUCUGUUUUGGGCGAACGGCAGUUACAAUACAUUCUGAAAAUAGCUGAGGUUUACGGGCUGUGAAAUAAGUGACAGGGUUUGGGUGUAGCAGCAUGGCCGGAUGUGGGCGUGCCAUUAGGUUGCUAGGCAGCUGUGCUACGCAAUGCAGACAUGGAACCGGAGAAUGUAGCUGUGGGAGGCCAUUAUACAAUAAAUGAUUCACUUGUGAAAGAAUCUACUAAAGUUCUAGUUUCAUGCUUUAAAUCAAAGACAUCUUGUGAUUCAUUGAAUAUGACCUCGGAUAACACUGGGCAUGCAAGCUAUGAUCCAUACAAAUCUUCAGAGUCAGAAAAAAGCACAUCUUUAGGUGCUUAUUAUCCCCAGAUUCCAGGAAGAUACUCUCUCCUCUAUAACAGCAAUAGAAAAUGGGUUCCUGCAUAAAGAUAAGCGUGGUUUACAAAGUCAUACAAAAGUCAUAGAUUUCUGAAGGACUUCCUAAUUCUGCACUCAGGCAUUAACAUGGAUGAAUUUGACAGAAAAAAAAAAUUUGAUUCAAGAAUUUUCAGCUAGAUUGUUCAUUCGCUUUAAUGACAAAUGCAUAUUGUUAGUUUUAUGGUUAUUUCACACAGUGUUUCAUACAGUUAACAUCUGUAAAAAAAAACUUAUAUGAUGGAAUCUUUUUCAGUGCCUCCAAAAUGCAGGGUGCAGCCAUUCAAAAAAAUACAGGUGUGGGAGUUGCUUUUUAUUUUGAAAUAAUAUACAAUU
This is a messenger RNA of Xenopus laevis (African clawed frog), 1172 nucleotides long. RefSeq names its product sperm-tail PG-rich repeat containing 1 S homeolog (gene stpg1.S). NCBI's taxonomy places the organism in Eukaryota, Metazoa, Chordata, Amphibia, Anura, Pipidae. The record is from RefSeq and is a predicted model, not a curated record. The coding region runs from base 579 to 848 and encodes 89 amino acids. The transcript is spliced from 3 exons.